CCGAUAAAUUUCUUCUUCACUUCUUAAUUAGCCGUUUGCUAAUAUCUUUUCAAGAAAGGUAAAAUAUUGAACUUUUUGGGUUUGGGUGAUCAUUUUCUCGUCGCAAUUAAAAUUUGUUGGAAGGGGGAGGGAAAAAGAUGGAAACGAGUAGGCAAGCUACUGGUCUAUCAGUUACAAUUUCCAAAUAAAUCAGUCGGUUUCGCCUACGCCUGCGUCGUGCAUUUUUCCAUCUUGAAAUUGGCCCGAAUCGGAAUCAAAUAUCAAAAACGCUGAAAUACGGUUUGAAGUGAGCAGCAAAUUCAAAUCCGUUUGCUCAAGAUGGAGACUUUGCCGACCACCUCAUCGAAAGCCGAUAGGCGAUGGAGAUCAAAGUCUCCUCAGACCUCAAAACCGUCGCUCGUGAUGGCUUUGUUCUCUUGCGUUGCUUGGCUUUACGUCGCUGGCCGGUUAUGGCAAGACGCAGAAAACCGAAAUUUACUUACCAAUCUUCUGAAGAAGAACUCAGCCCAGAGGCCCAAGGUUCUCACAGUUGAAGAUAAGCUAAUGGUCCUCGGAUGCAGGGACCUAGAGCGGAGGAUUGUUGAAGCUGAAAUGGAACUUACAUUGGCAAAGAGCCAAGGGUAUCUCAAAGGCCAGUCGCUGCAAAGUAGCUCUUCUGACAAGAGGCUUCUUGCUGUCAUCGGAGUUUAUACUGGAUUUGGGAGUCAUUUGCAAAGAAAGAAAUUCAGAGGGUCUUGGAUGCCCAGAGGUGAUGCCUUGAAAAAACUUGAAGAAAGAGGAGUGGUCAUACGCUUCGUAAUUGGUCGGAGUGCUAACCGAGGUGACAGCUUAGAUCGCCAUAUUGAUGAGGAACACAGUUUGACAAAGGAUUUCUUGAUUCUCGAAGGUCAUGAAGAAGCUCAGGAAGAGUUGCCUAAAAAAGUAAAAUUCUUCUUCAGUGCUGCUGUUCAGAACUGGGAUGCUGACUUUUAUGUGAAAGUUGAUGACAGUAUUGACCUUGAUCUGGAGGCUUUAAUUGGAGUUCUUGACCGUCGUCGUGGUCAAGAUGGGGCAUAUAUUGGAUGCAUGAAGUCAGGAGACGUUGUAUCAGAAGAGGGAAAGCCAUGGUAUGAACCUGAAUGGUGGAAAUUUGGGGAUGAGAAAACGUACUUCCGACAUGCAGCUGGUUCACUUUUGAUACUUUCGAAGAAUUUGGCACAGUAUAUUAACAUAAACAGCGUGUCUCUUAAGACUUAUGCUCAUGAUGAUACAUCAGUGGGGUCAUGGAUGAUGGGGGUCCAAGCAACGUAUAUAGAUGACAGUCGUCUUUGUUGCAGUAGCAUUAGACAAGACAAGGUUUGUUCCUUGGCGUGAUGGGAGGAGAACGGCUAGUCGUAUACAAUCUAGUAAAUUUAAAAACUCUUGUCUGAAUAUCAGUGCUGCCUGCGGAAGAUUGUGUAGUCUUUUGAGAUGCAUCAAAAUCCAGUGACAUGAUAACUCUCUGAUGCGCGUAGUGACAGUGAAAGGAUAGCUACAGAUUGAUGGACCUUAAUCAUUGCAGGCCAAUAGCAGCCAUUUUGAAGCUCACUUGAUAGUUGAUACCUCCUGAUGUUUUAUAACUUCUUUUAUUUUCCCCCUUUACCCCUACUUCAUUUGGCAUGUUAAACCAUCUGCCGAUGGGCAAAGAGAGAAACAACACUUGGAUUUUAGUACCGAAAAACAUUAGUGUAUGCUGGCGGCCCGUUCUUUAGUUCAUACUUGAUUCACUUUCA
This is a messenger RNA of Prosopis cineraria, 1751 nucleotides long. RefSeq names its product hydroxyproline O-galactosyltransferase HPGT3-like. The coding region runs from base 319 to 1353 and encodes 344 amino acids. Gene Ontology annotation, cellular component: Golgi membrane. The record is from RefSeq and is a predicted model, not a curated record. The transcript is spliced from 12 exons. NCBI's taxonomy places the organism in Eukaryota, Viridiplantae, Streptophyta, Magnoliopsida, Fabales, Fabaceae. Gene Ontology annotation, molecular function: hexosyltransferase activity.